AAAAAGUUAGUCUUAUUUCCUCUUCUCCAACUCUGCCGUUAUAACCGUAAACUUUACUGUCAGUCUGCUUUGAUUUGUCUGACAGAAGUGACUAUGAAGUUAUAACUGAACGCGAAAUUAAUGUUAUGAAGUAAAUUGCUAAAUAUCCGUCGUUGGUCUUCCCCUGGAAGCUGAGCCGUAAUUAACAGCUCGCAUUCCUACUAACGUCGUAACGUUAACGUCGUGCCGAUGACUAACGGUAGUAUCCGUUAACGGAAACGUUAACGUUAACUAGCUUCACAUAACUUUAUGGAACAGAUGACUCGUUCAGACUAAACAGAAACAUGUAAAGACCUGUAAUAUUAAGAGUAGCAUUCAGAAACUGGCACAGUCUGGGACAACACAGGACAAACGAACAUCAGUGGAAACAAUCUACUCUGUGAAGACUCUAGUACUGAAAAUGUCCAGUGAGAGCAGACGAUGCCCACUAUGAGUCAAAGUGGUCCUUGCCUGUGGACUCGGCUCCCCCAGAGCAGCCAGUCCCCAUGUGACCGCUACAAGCACGCCUGCUGCAGUUAUGAUGGAAACGUCUACAUCAUGGGAGGAAGAGACAACAGCUGUUUGAGGGACUUCUGGAGGUACAGCGUGGUUCGUAACGAGUGGACACAGUUAAACUGCACCAGUGAGGUUGCACCAGAAGAACUAGAGGAGCAUUCUAUGGUGGCUCAUGAGGGCUUCCUGUACGUGUUUGGAGGCAUGCUGGAUUCUGCAUACACCAAGCUGAGAUGUCCCCUCUGGGUCUUUGAUAUUGCAAAGCAGAAAUGGGUGCACUGGCAGGGAAAGACGAGCUCCCCUCAGACCCAAAAGCCGACCAACAGAAAAGGACACAGUGCUGUGGUCAUCGGCUCUGCCAUGCUGGUUUAUGGAGGUUUCAUUGACAUAAAAGGAUCCUCGCAGGACUUUUGGAGUUUGGAUUUUGGUGACAUGACCUGGUCCCUGCUGAGUGGUUCUCAACAGGGCUCAUUAGGCCCAGGCCCCAGACACAGUCACUCAGCCAUGGCCCACCAGAGCUGCAUGUACCUGUUUGGGGGCUUGAAAGGUUUGCGGGAGCAGAGAGACUUCUGGAAGUGGAAUUCCACCAGCCACACAUGGACUUCUCUCAGAAACAAGUCCGGCCCCUCCAGACUGAUGGGCCACUCAGCUGUGGCCUACAAAGACAAUAUGCUUCUUUUUGGAGGAGGUGAGAGUCAGAACUCUCCAAACAACUGCCUGUGGAGGUACAACUUCAGCUCUCAGACCUGGGGGCAGGUUGCCACACUCCCAGCUUUGAGUGCCCCAAACAAGAUACACCACUGCUGCACUGGGCUGGGCCCAAGCUACAAGUCCAACAUCUGCAGCCCCUGCUCCAGCUCAGAGCUCCACUCCAGGCUGCUGGAUGGGAAACUAAGGCCCUUCAAGAACAAAUGCUUCCCUGCCCCACUCUCAUUCCUAGGAUCAGAGGGAGCUAUAGAGCUGGAGACGUUCAGCCCUGACAGAUGCUACAGCAGCAAAACACUCACACAAUCUUCCAAACUGGACAGAAGCACAGAGAGCUUGGUGGGUAAAGAUUCACAGCGGAUUGGAACCUGCUUGACCUUUGAAAACAAGGCUUUCAGGAAACAGUGGAGCUGCACAGAAGAGGAGCUGCUGGAUGAAGAGGAGGAUGAAGAUGUAGCCCAGCAUCUGCCUGACCUGCUGCUGGUGCUGGGGGGGAAACCCUGUACCACACAUAGCCCUAUUUCUGUUUGGCAUAUGACUCUGACUGACCCAUAGCAGCCUGUGAAGAACAAACUUUACAAAAUUGUUCUCCAUAUGAGAAAAAAAUCUGUGUUUUAUUAUCACUUUACCUGUUUUAUCUGAUAUGUUUAUAUUAGAAAAACUAUAUUUAUAAUACUAAUGCUUUUGUUGUGACUUAUUGUUGUGAAUUUAUACAUUUCAUUUUUGUAGUUCUCAAAUAAGUUAUCAGAAAAUGGUUCUAACAAAAACUAAAGUAUUAAAGCUGUGAACAAUA
Molecule: messenger RNA, 2029 nt
Organism: Centropristis striata (black sea bass)
Lineage: Eukaryota; Metazoa; Chordata; Actinopteri; Perciformes; Serranidae
Gene: klhdc3l
Product: leucine-zipper-like transcriptional regulator 1
Exons: 9
Coding region: 460-1791 (443 amino acids)
Cellular component (GO): Golgi apparatus
Molecular function (GO): protein binding
Source: RefSeq, a predicted model, not a curated record